CGGACGCGCAGACCUGGGCUGGCUGCACCGACGGCCGCCCGGGCCGAGCGUACUGCGGGUCGCUCGCUGCGCGCGCGCUGCGACCCUGGGGCUGGGACAGGAGUGGCCGCGGCGUCCUUGGCGAGCCUUGCUAGCUUAGGCUGUCUGUCCUCAGCUUUUAGAGCUCCUACAUACCCACCAUGGCUGGACUGCUGAAGAGGAAAUUUGACCAGCUGGAGGAGGACAAUCUCAGCUCCUCGUCCUCCUGCAGUCUGUCUCUCUCUUCCUCCCCUGGUUCUUCUGUCUACCCUGCCUGGAACUCAGAUGAGGAGGGACCCUGUGGUCUGGUGACCCAGCCUGAUCAGGACUCCUGUGGCACCCGGAGUUUCACUUCUCCCCCAUCCAUCCUGAAGCGGGCUCCUCGGGAGCGUCCGGGUCGCGUGGCCUUUGAUGGCAUCACUGUCUACUAUUUUCCACGGUGCCAGGGAUUCACCAGUGUGCCCAGCCGCGGUGGCUGUACCUUGGGCAUGGCUUCUCGCCACAGCGCCUGCCGCCUUUUCUCCUUAGCCGAGUUCACACAGGAGCAGGUCCAGGCUCGGCGUGAGAAGCUCCGUCAACGCAUGAAGGAGGAGAAACUAGAGGCGCUGAGAUGGAAGCUUUCGGUGGCUGGAGUUCCGGAGACGGCGGCAGGCCUGCCCCUCACCGCGGACGCCAUCGACGAUGCCUCUGUAGAGGAGGACUUGGCAGCGGCUGUGGCAGGUGGCCGCCUGGAGGAAGUGAAUUUCCUACAGCCUCACCUGCCUCGGCAACGGCGGGCCCUGCUUCGGGCUUCUGGUGUACGAAGGAUCGAUCGAGAGGAAAAACGGGAGCUGCAGGCGCUGCGCCAGUCCCGGGAGGAUUGCGGCUGUCGCUGUGAUGGAGUCUGUGACCCUGAGACCUGCAGCUGCAGCCUAGCUGGCAUCAAGUGCCAGAUGGAUCACACAUCGUUCCCCUGUGGCUGCUGUAGCGAGGGCUGUGAGAACCCCAAUGGCCGAGUGGAGUUCAAUCAGGCAAGAGUUCAGACACACUUCAUCCAUACGCUCACCCGCCUGCAGAUGGAACAGGGUGCCGAGAGCUUGGGGAACCUGGAGUCCCCUGUCCAGGACAGUCCUGUUGAACAAACGUUGCCUUCCCCUUUUCCACUGGCUAAGUCCCCUGUGAGCAGUGAGCUAGGAGAAAACAGCUGUAGCAGCGACAUGACAGACUCUUCCUCAUCCUCAUCCUCGUCUUCGUCCUCCUCCGCUGCCAGUAGUGAGUCUCCAGACCACCUCGCCCACCCUAGCCUGCCAGGUCCCAGCGUCCAGUCUGGUGUGGAUGAAGACAGCCUUGUACAGAUCCUGAAUUUCAGUGACUCGGACCUCGGUGUCGAGGAGGAAGAGGAGGAGCCGGGAAGGGGUGUGGGCAACUUGGAUAACCUCAGCUGCUUCCAUCUGUCUGACAUCUUCGGUACCGGUGACCCCAGUAGCCUGGCCAGCUGGACUCACAGCCAGUCUGGCUCAAGCCUUGCACCUGGCAUCCUGGAUGAGAAUGCCAACCUGGACGCCAGCUGCUUCCUAAACAGCGGACUUGGAGGAUUGAGAGAAGGCAGCCUCCCUGGCAGUUCCGGGUCCCCUGAGGUGGAGGCCGUCCAGAGUGGCUCCUUGGACCUCAGUUCAUCCUCCUGUGACUCCUUUGAGCUGCUCCAGGCUCUGCCAGAUUACAGUCUGGGACCUCACUAUACAUCCCGAAGGGUAUCCGGCAGCCUGGACAGCCUUGAGGCCUUCCACCCUUUGCCCAGCUUCUCUCCACCAAGGGAUGCCAGCACUUGCUUCUUGGAGUCCCUCGUGGGCCUGUCGGAGCCCGUUACUGAUGUCCUGGCUCCCCUCCUGGAGAGCCAAUUUGAGGACACUGCCCUGGCAUCUUUGAUGGAGCCUGUCCCAGUGUAAGGACUGGGGUAACUUUUUCCUGCCUCCCUCAGACCCUGUAGCUCCUUUUGGUGUGAUUCUGGGGGUCCCCAAGGUCUAUUAUGUAACAGUCUCCCAUGGCCUAGUCUUGGCUGCGGGUGCUCUAUUUUUACAUUAACACUCUGAAUUUAUUUAUUUAAAAAAAAAUUUCCCCCCUGUACUGAAGAAAGGGUGGGAAAGGGUAUUGCUCUCUUAAGAUCUGGUCUCUUUAUAUCCAGAGGUCUUCCACCUCUCACUGUGUGCCCAGGGGAGGAAGGGAGGGGCUGUCCUGGAGCCCCUCAUACACUUUCUGUACUGUAGAAUGCUCCUUGGUCCAGAGACAGCGGCAGAGCUGAGCAGGGCCUUAUGGCCUCCUGCGAACCAUGGGAGCUAGAUCUUCUGGACUGUGAAGAUGUAAUUUAUUUCAGUAAUUUAUUUGGGGACUGAGACAGCAGUGGUUGAGCCGCUCUGACAGGUGGGCAGUGUUGGGGCCAAGUCCCUUCUGUGUACGCUGCCAUUCUGGGCUUUGCAGGGGAGUGGGUUUGAACCUGU
Messenger RNA from Acomys russatus (golden spiny mouse), 2492 nucleotides. RefSeq names its product cysteine and serine rich nuclear protein 1 (gene Csrnp1). Gene Ontology annotation, molecular function: DNA-binding transcription factor activity, RNA polymerase II-specific; sequence-specific DNA binding. Gene Ontology annotation, cellular component: nucleus. NCBI's taxonomy places the organism in Eukaryota, Metazoa, Chordata, Mammalia, Rodentia, Muridae. The coding region runs from base 180 to 1943 and encodes 587 amino acids. The transcript is spliced from 5 exons. The record is from RefSeq and is a predicted model, not a curated record. Gene Ontology annotation, biological process: regulation of transcription by RNA polymerase II.